CUAUUUGAUUGCAAUUUGUUAUUUCUUAGAAGAAAUAAUAAAAUAAGAAUUGUAGCUGUAACAUACCUUGUUUUAGAAUGAAAUGAAAUAAUAAAAGAAAUAGCUUACUGUUCAUCAUGUGGAAGAGGGCCCUCUGCUUUGGAAUUUUUCACCUUUAUUAAACAGUGCUGUACCCAUCAAAGACAGGUAUUGCUUUUCUUGGUAUGUCCCAGUUUGGCUACAUCACUAUUCACUAUCAAUCCCCCCUCUCUUUCUUCUUUUUUGAAAACCACUAUAUUAUGUAUUUUUGUACUGAUCAUAUUGAUUUAAUUUCUUGUUAUUAUUUAUUCUCUUUUCUUGUUUGAUCUCAGGAUUUAUUCUCUUAUUUUUGUUCUGUAGUGAUUGGUUUUAUCUAAAUUCUAUUGGAAUUAUUUCGUCUUGUUUUCAUUCUGUGACAUUUAGUUUUUCUUUUUUCCUUUUAACUGGUAUCUGUAUCUGAAGAGUGAAAUUAAUAUCACAUCAUGAUUUAUGAAUAUUGAUAGCCAUAAAUGGUUGAAGGCCACAAAAGUUCCUUUUGAAGAAUGAGUGGAUGACUUUGUCAUUUUGGCCCACCAGUUGUACAAUUAAAAAGUAGACAAAUUUCACUCGCUUUAUUGUAAAAAUAUAUGCUAUCCUUGGCUAGUUGGCUUUAUGUGAUUUAAUUGUCAACAAUUUCUCUCUAUCUUCUGAACUAGUCCUGCUCUCAUUUUUCCAGCUUGGUUUACAUUGAUUUGCAAAAAAUUUGUCAUACAAACUUCUUAAUUGUGAACAGCAAAUAUGGCUUAUGCUGCUCUUCUUUCCCUUGCCCAAACCACUGGAAAAAUAAUCUUAGAUCAAGAUAGAUAUCCCAUUUCUCGUGAUAAAAAACAGCAAAUUCGAUCUGUCUAUGCACCAUUUAUUUUCUUGCAAGAGUUUCUUGAAGAUUUUCCACAGAAAGCCAACAUUUUGGAUGGGCGUAUCAGAGAUUUAGCAUAUGAAGCAGAAAGUUUUAUUGAGUCUCUCAUGCUGGAGGAAGUUGCAUCACAUUGGUGGACAGCCUUAGCUUCCAAAUCCAAGUUUAAACACCAAAUGAGAAAGAUAAGAGAAGAAACAGAUUCAAUCAGAAGGGAGGUGAUAAUCAUGAAGAAUAAUAACGCAGAUGCAGUGCAACUUGGUGUUUCUUCUUCUUCUUCUUCUGCAGUAGGCUCACCAUCUAGACCUGCUACCGUUGGCAAGAUUGACUAUAUGGUUGGUUUACAUGAAGAUUUGGUCGCAAUACAGUCUCGACUUUGUGGAGGAUCACCGAAUUUGGAAGUUAUCCCAAUCGUUGGAAUGGGAGGUAUAGGAAAAACUACUCUUGCAAAGUGUGCUUACGACGACCCACUAACGGUGCAGCAGUUCGAUAUUCGUGCUUGGGUCACAGUAUCACAGGACUACAAUGCAGAUGUAAUUUUUUCAGGCCUCCUAGCUUCCAUGGAAGAAUUUAACAAAGAAAGAUCUGAGCGGAGCAGUGAAUUAGUUGGAGAGAAAGUGUUCAAAAUCUUGAAAGGCAGGAGGUAUCUCAUUGUAAUGGAUGAUGUUUGGAGUACAGAGGCUUGGGAUGAUGUAAGAAUUAUACUUCCCGAUGAUGGUAAUGGAAGCCGAGUCAUGUUAACGACAAGAGAAACUGACGUGGCUGCUUAUGCUGAUCGUUUGAGCGGUGUCCACAAGAUGCGUUUGAUGGAUGAGUCUCAAAGUUGGAAUCUACUUCAACAGAAGGUGUUUGCACAUCAAGAUUGUCCUCCGGAACUGGAGAAGACUGGAAAUGAGAUCGCAAGAAGCUGCAAAGGGCUGCCUCUUGCGAUCGUGGUGGUUGCAGGGCUCCUAUCUGCGGUUAGCAACAAUGUAGCUUCAUGGAGCGAAAUUGCACGAAAUGUAAAUUCAGUUACUAUAGGAGGACAAUUUGAAAAUAUAUUGUCUUUGAGUUACAGUCACUUGCCUCAUUAUCUGAGGCCAUGUUUCUUGUACAUGGGAAUGUUUCCAGAAGAUUGUGAGGUCCGUGUCUCAAAACUCAUCAAAUUAUGGGUAGCUGAGGGAUUCUUGAGACGUCUGAAAAGAUCCAAAACCUUAGAAGAAGAGGCGGAAGAGUUUUUGGAGGAUCUUGUCAAGAGAAAUCUUGUUUUGGUUACCAAGAGAAAGUGUGAUGGCAGGAUCAAAAGUUGCAGCCUCCAUGAUCUGAUGCGAGAUUUGUGCAUAAGAAAAGCGCAUGAAGAGAAGUUUCUUGUGAACUUCAGCAGCGGGCUUUCAGUAAAGGGCAGAAAAAAUCAGCGGCGUGUAAGUGUUACUCCUUCGGGUUUACCCUACUUCUCAGAACUUUAUGGCUUAUCCAUCCAUACGAUUUUGUGCUUCCAUGGAAUUUCUGUAGCAAACAUGUUGGAAAGAUUUAGAUUGCUGAGGGUAUUGGAUGCAGGAGAUGUUUAUGUAUUAUCAGUACCAGUUGAACUAUUUGACCUUUUUCAUCUGGUAUACCUUGCUAUCUACUAUCUUGGAACGAUUCCUGCAGCCAUUUCGAAGCUUCAUAAUCUUCAAACUUUACACCUUCGUGCAAAGAAUGAAUGGAGGCUUUUUAGAGACCAUUCGGUCCAUUUGCCACAGGAAAUUUGGAGGAUGCCACAGUUAAGACAUCUUGUCUUCUAUGGCAGGUUACCCGAUCCAGAAGGAAGAGCAACUUCUAGUCUAGAAAACCUCCAAACACUUUCGAUAGUGUCACAUGUCAUUUGUAGUGAAAGGAUUUUGAGAAUUAUCCGAAACCUAAAGAAGUUAGAAAUUGAUUGCUCUGAUUGUCGUCCAGGUGAAGUUUGUCUGAACAAUCUGGUACAUCUGCGUCAACUUGAAGAUUUGAAGUUACGUUCAUCUUUUGGUAAUGCAUUUUGCCAGAAGGAUCUCUUCACUUUUCCUAGGGCGCUGAAGAAGUUGACCUUAAGUCGUUUGCCUCUUCCUUGGGAGGAGAUGACAAUUAUUGGUUCAUUGCCAAAUCUUCGAGUGCUUAAACUGACUCAUCAGGCUUGCAAAGGCAACACAUGGGAAACAACUGAAGGAGAGUUCCCUCUUCUGGAAUUUCUGUUGAUAGAAAAGUCAGAUCUCGAGCAUUGGAUAACUGAAAGUAGCCACUUCCCAAUGCUCAAGCGCCUGGUACUCAAUGACUGUUGGCAGCUCGUUGAAAUACCCGUAGACAUUGGAGAAAUUCCGACACUUGAACUGAUUGAGGUGAAGGGCAAGGCGAAAAUGUCACUUGUGGAGUCGGCCAAGAGGAUUCUAGCAGAACAACAGGAAUGGGGAAAUGCUCUUCAAGUUCGUUGCAUGACUCAUCGAUGAUAUGCUCAAUCCAAACUUACGUGGAUCAGCCAGGGAAUUCUCUGAAUAGAUUGAAGGGAACUCUCCGAAUAGAAAAUGGAUUAUGAGAGUGGGUGACUUGAUUUAUUGAUUGGUCUGUGUAGAGAUAUGUCUGCCACAUUGGAAUUCACAAUCAAAUGUGUUGUUCCAUUUCUCUUAUGAGAAUAAGUUCAAUUCUUUGAAGAAUGAAGGCACAAAACUCUGACGAUAGGUGUCACUAUCCUUCGUCUUGGAUUAACUACACUUGCCAUCUGAAGUGGCCAAGAACCAUGAUCUUUUCACUCAUAGUUUUCUUGAAGGAUUCAUUUCCAAGUUGUAUGAGAGUUGCGCCUUCUUCAUUGGUUUUGGAUUACUUUUGUGAUGCAUAAUUCCUUUCCUAUGAUAGCGAUUCGAACCUUGUUCAGUUGCUUUUGGUCUUGCUUGUCUAUUGUAAAGAGCUGGGCAACUUGUCUCUCUAAGGCAGAGUUGUGUCAUGGUGCUUUGUGAAUUCUACUUGGAUAUUAUGUGUCC
Molecule: messenger RNA, 3879 nt
Organism: Salvia miltiorrhiza (redroot sage)
Lineage: Eukaryota; Viridiplantae; Streptophyta; Magnoliopsida; Lamiales; Lamiaceae
Product: putative late blight resistance protein homolog R1B-16
Exons: 2
Coding region: 796-3351 (851 amino acids)
Biological process (GO): defense response to other organism
Molecular function (GO): ADP binding
Source: RefSeq, a predicted model, not a curated record